Centruroides sculpturatus (bark scorpion) is the source of this 3028-nucleotide messenger RNA. Its product is annotated as probable methyltransferase TARBP1. The record is from RefSeq and is a predicted model, not a curated record. Gene Ontology annotation, molecular function: tRNA (guanine) methyltransferase activity. NCBI's taxonomy places the organism in Eukaryota, Metazoa, Arthropoda, Arachnida, Scorpiones, Buthidae. Gene Ontology annotation, biological process: tRNA methylation. The transcript has 14 exons. The coding region runs from base 39 to 2993 and encodes 984 amino acids.
UUUACUGUUAACGUGUUUACCACAUGGUUGGGUGAAAAAUGGAAUCUGAACGAAAUUUUUGUUUAGAACCUCUUCGUUUGGUAUUACAACAGUUAAAAUCGUCUAAAAAUUGCAAAAAAUCGGAAUUAGAACUUUUAAAAUUUUGUUUAAACUCUGUUAUUAAUUCAUCGAAGUCGGAUAAGUUCAACUGUAAACAAUAUUUUGAUAUAUUAUUUGAUGUUUUUAAAUAUUCUAUUUCAAUUUUAAUUGAAAAUAAAGUGAACGAAUUCUCGUUUACACUUUAUCAACAAUUAUAUUGUGAUAUUUUACAAAUAAGUUUAUUAGAAUUACUUAAUUGUGAAUGGAAAGAAGCUUGUUAUGAAGAAUUACACAAAUUAUUAGACUUUUCACUUAAAUGUUUCAAUGUUAUGGAGAAAGAAGACACAGUUCAAGAAGAAGAAAAACUGCAGAUUAUUAAUGCUUUAAGUUACAUUUUAGAUGUCGUGAAGGCAAUUAAUGGAAAACUGUCUGGUCAAAUCCUCAUUUAUGUUCAAAGCUAUUUUAUAAAUCUUUGUAAGAGUUUACAAAUAAUUUUACAGCAUACAAAUAAUACUGUCACAGCACAUUUAAUGAUAUAUAUUUUUAAAAAGUUAUAUGUUAUGGAUAAUGAAUGCAGUAUGCUCAAAAGUACAUGGAACACUAUUUCUUCAUUUUUUGAAUAUAAAGAGAAUGAUUAUCUUCAAGAAAAGCAUACAACAACUUAUUUAAUACUUUGUUGCAUAAUGGAACAUUUUUCACCAGAAAAACCUAUGCCUUUUUUUACUAGAGAAAAGUUGUUUUGGGAUAUUGUUAAUCAUGGUCUUAAACAUUCUAAUUCUAUUUCUCGGAAAAGAGCCAUGUUUAUAUUGAAGUGGAUAUUGAAUUGGUGUGAUACUAACUGCAAACGGGGUGAAUGUAUUAAUUUAGCUAAUUUAUUUUAUUGGUAUUCAAGUGAUGAUGAUUUAAGGAUUGCAUGGGAAGAUCUAACAGUUAUUUUAGAAACUCUAGAAGAAAAACAGACUCACAUUAUCAAGCCAUUAUUACCAAAAAUUGAUAAUUUAGUUAUGAUUACAAAUGACAAAUUAUCUUCAAAUCAUUUACAUUCAUCCUGGAUUAUGGUAGUAUUUCAUCGCAUGUUUCAUCAUGAAAGUAAAUAUGUUGUAAAAUGGGCAAUAACAUAUUUCCUAAAUCUUAAUUUGGCAUCAUUUUCAUGUCUUAUGACACAAAUUGAAAAAUUUCUUCCAACAUUAUUGGAAACUUUGAAUGAUGCUUCAUUAUACAGCAGAUCUCCUUCAGAGCCUAUUGGAACUUGUUCCAGCAUUGGAUUAGCAGUUGGAGAAUUUUUUAAAACAUCAUUUUAUAUUCUUGGCAUAAAAGAUAAACAAGUUCAGUUUUUUAAUUAUUUGUUGACAUGCAUUCAUCAAUUAUCAUGGGGAGGAGUUGCAUUAUUUUACAUUAGUCAUGCACUUUGUAAAAUACCUUCAACUUCAUUGUGGAAUGAAUCAUCUGUAGAUAAAAUUAAAGAACUUAUAUUAAAUUCAUUGCGAACACAAGACUUAUUAUUGAGAGGUGCAAUUCAAACCUUUUUUAUGAAAUCUUUUUAUCAAUUAAUUGACAUGGAAAAAUUAAGUCUUGAAGAUAUUUCAAAAUUACUUAUUGUUUUGAAACGAAAUGAAUGUUUCUGUCGAGGAACUUCUCUGUGGGAUGCUACCAUAGUUUGGUUGAAAGAAUUAUUUGAUAAAAACAAGAGAAUUACAUCUGAUAUAAAUAGAUUUGUUAUUGAUAUUGUGGAUAAUUAUAUUAGCUGUAAAGAUAAAGAUGAAACUGUCGAAAUAUCAUUCCCUGGAACAUCAAAUUCUGCAGCAGUGGCCCGUAUUAUAGUUUUGUUUGCUGAUGCGUAUAAUAUAUCAAAGGAAACUAAACAUAAUAAAAUGUACGAUAAUCUUAUAUUUAAUAAACUGUUAAAGUCUAUUGUUGAUAUAUUAGCCUCUGCAAAAUCUAGGCCUUAUCUUCCUGUAAAAAAUAUUAAUUUUUGCUUGGAUCUUAUUUCAAAUCUUCUGAUUGAAACCAAAGUAAAUAACCAUAAUUCAACACAAUUUUCUAAAAAUGUAUUAAGAAGUGAUAUAAGAGAAAUUUUAAUUAAGUUAUUAAGUCCACAUAUAAAUGAAAUUUUACAUCUGAUAAGUAAAUAUAUUUUACAUCCAUUUACUCAGUUUCAAAAUAUUGAAAUAUUAAGAACUUAUAUUGCAAUAUUUGAGAUGAUUGUAGAAGAAAGAAAUUUUAUUAGUAUCUGGCCAACAAUUCAAUCAUACGUACAACAAUGCAUACAAAGAAUCUUAGAAGAGCAGAAAUCCACUGAUACAGUUAAUUUUGUUUGUUGGAAUUAUCUGGUAUGUGUUUGCAAAUCAUCCGUUUUUGCAGAAAUGCAUAAAAAUCAUAUCAAAAAAGAAAUAUUAAACAUGAUAAAAUCUUACAUUAAUAUGAAUUGUUUAAGAAAUCCAUUUAGUAAGCCAAAUAUACCAAAUGACAGAAUAUCUCAAGCAUUUUGGAGAGAGCUUACUUCAAAUGCAGAAUGUGCUAUUUGGCAAUGUAUUGAAUAUUAUUUAAGAAAUGAAAAAGACGAAAUUAUUAUUGAUUAUUUAGAAAAAAAUUCCAUGCAUUUCUUAGAAACAGGAUCUUCUAAAGCAAUUGUUUUCUUAUUUAAAUGUUUACAUCAUGUAUUGCCAAGGAUGUGCAUAAAUGAAGAAUUAUUUACUGCGGUUGUUGAAGAAAGCUGGAAAAUAUGUCUAGAAUUGAAAAAAAAUGAACUGUUCAAACAAGCAAUAGAAGCCUUUAUAUACAUGACAUAUUCUCCUAUUACAAUGAUUCUUCCUUCGUUUAAAAUGUUAGAUGUGGUAAAGUUAAUUUUAAAUAUCACAUUUUAUAAUUUAAAUACAUUUAUUAUAAACCUUUAUAUGAAUGACAUUUGGAAGUAAUUUUUAUAGUGUAUACAGUCCACAAUGAUAGGAUG